Molecule: messenger RNA, 2844 nt
Organism: Oldenlandia corymbosa var. corymbosa
Lineage: Eukaryota; Viridiplantae; Streptophyta; Magnoliopsida; Gentianales; Rubiaceae
Source: the annotation of a GenBank genome assembly
AUGGAGGUUGCUGAGAAGAUAACGCUUGGUGUGGCAUUAUGUCUGUUUUUCUGCAAACUUGCUUUUUGUGUUACAGACCCUGGUGACCUUGCUGUUCUCAAUCAGUUCAGAGAUGGGUUGAAGAAUCCAGAACUUCUCAAUUGGCCUGCCAAUGGCAACGACCCCUGUGGUCCUCCAAGCUGGCCUCAUGUGUUCUGCCAUGGCAACCGGGUUACUCAGAUUCAAGUUAGGGGCUUGGGGUUGAAAGGCACCUUGCCCCAAAAUUUCAAUCAGUUGUCUAUGUUGACGAAUUUAGGCCUGCAGGGGAAUGAAUUCAAUGGAAAGUUGCCUUCUUUUAGUGGGCUGUCUCAGCUGAGGUAUGCUUACUUGGAUUUCAACCAGUUUGACACUAUCCCAUCUGAUUUCUUCAUUGGCUUGGAGAGUUUAGAGGUGAUGGCAUUGGAUAACAAUCCUCUUAAUGCCACCAAUGGCUGGGCACUGCCAGAUGAUUUGCAAAAUUCAGCUCAGUUGACUAAUCUUACUCUGAUGAGUUGUAAUUUAGCCGGUCCUCUUCCGGAAUUCUUAGGAAAGAUGCCAUCUUUACAAGUAUUGAUGUUAUCCAACAAUCGAAUUACUGGGGGUAUUCCUGCUAGUUUCAAUGAGACCGUUCUGAAAAUCCUUUGGUUGAAUGAACAGUCUGGUGGAGGUAUGACUGGCCCAAUUGAUAUAAUUGCUACAAUGGGAUCAUUAACAAGUUUGUGGCUUCAUGGGAACCAUUUUUCAGGUAAAAUUCCACCAGAUAUUGGUAAUUUAGUUUACUUGCGAGAUCUUAAUCUGAAUGGCAACGACCUCGUUGGAGUCAUUCCUAAUAGUUUAGCAAACAUGCCUUUAGACAAUCUUGAUUUGAACAAUAAUCAUUUUAUGGGUCCAGUACCAGAGUUUAAGGCUGCAAAAGUUAUUUAUUCAUCCAACCCAUUCUGUAAUUCAACUGUUGGCUCUACUUGUGCACCUGAGGUUAUGGCACUUAUUGAUUUUCUGGAUGGAGUGAACUACCCGUUAAGGCUGGUUCAAUCAUGGUCGGGAAACGAUCCCUGCGUUGGGCAGUGGUUGGGAUUGACCUGUAACCGGAAUGGGAAGGUUGAAAUCAUGAAUUUGGCCAAGUCCAACCUUUCUGGUAGUCUGAGUCCUUCUGUUGCGAAACUUGAUUCGCUCACUCACGUAUAUUUAGAUUCUAACAAUCUUUCAGGACAUAUUCCUUCAAAUUGGACUGGACUGAAAUCUUUGGUACUUUUGGAUGUAACCAAUAACAACUUGUCCCCGCCUUGGCCAAACUUUAGUACUAGUGUACAUUUUAACUUCCUUGGGAAUUCACCUGCAAGUCCUAGUUCUUCUGGUACAAUUCCUUCACCAGAUGGUUCACAGCCCUCUAGCUCUACUCCUUCAUCAGCAAAAGGGCCAAAUUCUAGUAGCAGCAGCUAUUCUGCUGUCAAAGGAAGAAGUUCAGGAAAGUCCAAGUUGAUUGCUAUAGUAGCUCCGGCUGCAACUUUUGCCCUUCUGAUAUGUUUGGCUGUGCCUCUGUCCAUUUAUUUAAGGAAAAAGAAAAAGGACACAGGUCUACCUCCAAGUUCUAUUGUGAUUCAUCCCAGGGACUCAUCAGAUCCAGAUAGCUUGCUCAAAAUUGCAGUUGCAAGUAGUAAUGCUAGAAGCAUCUCAUCGUUGACAGGUAGUGGUUCUGCUAGCAGAAACAGUGGUGAUUCUCAUACCAUUGAGGCUGGCAACUUGGUCAUAUCAGUUCAAGUUCUUCGAAAUGUGACGAAAAACUUCGCCCCAGAAAAUGAACUUGGUCGUGGUGGUUUUGGGGUAGUGUAUAAAGGAGAGUUGGACGAUGGUACAAAAAUAGCAGUCAAAAGAAUGGAAGCUGCAGUAAUUAGUAGGAAGGCUUUGGAUGAAUUUCAGUCCGAAAUUGCAGUUCUCUCAAAGGUCCGUCAUCGGCAUUUGGUGUCACUUUUGGGUUAUUCCGUUGAAGGAAGUGAAAGGAUUUUGGUUUAUGAGUAUAUGCCUCAAGGGGCGCUCAGCAAGCAUCUAUUCCACUGGAAGAGUUUUAAACUGGAGCCACUAUCUUGGAAGAAAAGGCUCAAUAUUGCUCUCGAUGUUGCCAGAGGAAUGGAAUAUCUUCAUACUCUAGCUCAUCAAAGCUUCAUACAUAGAGAUCUUAAAUCUUCAAAUAUCUUACUUGGCGAUGACUUCAGAGCUAAAGUCUCUGAUUUUGGACUGGUGAAACUUGCUCCUGAGGGAGAGAAGUCUGUAGUGACCAGGCUUGCUGGAACUUUUGGAUAUCUAGCACCUGAAUAUGCGGUCACAGGAAAGAUCACAACAAAAGCCGAUGUCUUCAGUUAUGGGGUUGUGCUGAUGGAGUUAUUAACGGGGUUAACUGCACUUGAUGAACAUAGACCUGAAGAAAGCCAAUAUCUGGCGGCAUGGUUUUGGCAUAUCAAGUCCAGCAAAGAGAAGCUAAUGGCAGCCAUUGACUCGGCCCUAGAUGCAAAAGAAGAAAAAUUUGAGGCCAUCUUAACCAUGGCUGAACUAGCUGGUCACUGCACAGCGAGAGAGCCCAACCAACGUCCUGAAAUGGGACACGUUGUUAAUGUGUUAUCCUCUCUUGUUGAGCAAUGGAAACCGCUGGAAGAUGAUACAGAGGAAUACUGUGGAAUUGAUUAUAGCCUUCCUCUGAAUCAAAUGGUGAAGGGAUGGCAAGAAACCGAGGGAAAGGAUUCUGGUUAUUUGGAUCUUGAGGACAGCAAGGGUAGCAUUCCAUCAAGACCUGCUGGUUUUGCCGAGUCCUUCACUUCAGCCGAUGGGAGGUAG